AUGGCACCACCAGCUUUGCGUCCAGAAAAUGCUAUCAGAAGGGCAGACGAAUUAGUGUCUGUCGGCGAGCCUAUGGCUGGUUUACAAUCUCUUUUUGAUCUAUUGUCAUCUAGAAGAUCCCGUUUCGCCGAUGCAGCAACCUUAGAGCCUAUUAUCUUCAAGUUUUUGGAGCUAGGUGUUGAACUUAGAAAGGGUAAGAUGAUCAAAGAAGGUUUGUACCAGUACAAGAAACACAUGCAACAUACUACAGAGGGUUUGCACUCUGUUGGUGCUGUUGCCCGUAAGUUCAUCGAUUUAAUUGAGAAGAAAAUGACCACCGUGCAAGCUCAAGCGGAUGCUAAGGAUCAAGCCAAUGAGGCUGAUGAUGAUUUGGAAGGUGGUGUUACCCCAGAGAAUCUUUUGGUUUCUGUCUACGAACAAGAACAAACUGUUGGUGGUUUCAACAACGACGAUGUUUCUGCUUGGUUGAGAUUCACCUGGGAGUCUUACCGUACUACAUUGGACUUCUUGAGAAAUAACUCUCAAUUGGAAAUCACUUAUGCUGGUGUCGUGAACAGAACUAUGCAGUUCUGUUACAAGUACAACCGUAAGAACGAAUUUAAACGUUUGGCAGAGAUGUUGCGUCAACAUUUGGAUGCUGCUAACUACCAACAGCAAAGAUAUGGUCACCACACUGUUGACUUGUCUGAUGCUGACACUUUACAACGUUACUCUGACCAACGUUUCCAACAAGUUAACGUUUCUGUUAAGCUAGAGUUAUGGCACGAAGCCUUCAGAUCCAUUGAAGAUGUCCAUCAUUUGAUGCGUAUUGCCAAGCGUCCACCUAAACCAUCUGUCUUGGCAAAUUACUAUGAAAACUUGGCCAAGAUCUUUUUCGUUUCAGGUAACUACUUGUUGCAUGCUGCUGCAUGGGAGAAAUUCUACAACUUGUAUCUAAAAAAUCCAAAUGCUACAGACGAAGACUUCAAGUUCUACGCUUCUCAGUUUUUGUUAUCAGCUUUAGCCAUUCAAUUAGAUGAUUUACCAAUUGCAGGUUUCGAUCCUCAAAUUCGUUUGUGUGACUUGCUCGAUUUGGAAAGCAAACCAAAGAGAAAGGACUUGAUUGCAGCAGCUACUGACUCUAAGAUUUUGGAAAAGGCUGACCCUGAAAUCUUGAAGUUCUUUGACAUCUUGGAAACUAACUUCAACGUGAGAACUGUAAAAGAUCAGUUGUCUGAGUUAUUGCCAAAGUUGCAAGACAAGCCAUACUUCGCCCAAUACGUUACUCCAUUGAGAAACUUGUUCAUCAGAAGAUCCAUUAUCGAAGUUGCUAAGGAACAGACUUCCAUCCACUUGGUCGAAUUGCACGAAUUGCUCUCUCUCCCAGCUCCAUUCGAACUUUCUGUUUUCGAGCUAGAAAAGUACUUGAUCCAAGCUGCUAUGGAUGAUUACGUCAGUAUCACCAUCGAUCACGAAACUGAUACAGUCACUUUUGCUCAAGAUCCAUUUGAUGCUUGGCAAGCAUCUCUUGUCGAGACUGCAUCCGAUGAGACUAAAGAAAAUGAUUCUGAAGAAGAAACCCAAGAAGGUUCUGAAGAAUCAUCGGAAGAAGAACAAGUCGAACAAGUAUUCACUCGUAAUUCAGAGGUUCGUUCGAAGUUGACUGAUUUGUCCAAGAUUUUGAAGGCAAACGAGGAAUACGAAAAGGGUUCUUACUACCUAAGAGUUAAACUAGUUCGUGAAGAAUUGGUCAGACAAAAGGAGGAAGUUAUCAAGCGUGAAAAGGAAGCUGCUGAAAUUAGAGCCAAGAACAAUGCUGAACGUAAGAAGAGAAACGAAGAAGAAAAGAAGCUUGCUGCUAAGAGAGCCAUGGAAGAAAGACACAGACGUAUGAUCGAAGAAAAGGCUGCCGUUGAAUCAUCAAUGGAGAAGGAAGCUGAACGUCGUGCCCAAGAAAUGAUGGAACGUGAGAGAGAAGCUAUUCAUGAACAAGAAAUGAAGAAGCUUAUCGAGGAAACCAAUGCUAACGGCGUCAUUUACAUCGAUCCUAAGGAAGCUAAGAAUAUGACUAGUGAAAAGAUCAAUCAAAUGGUUAUCGAACAAGUUGCCAAAAACAAGAAGGACAUGACUGAACGUAUGACCUUUGCAUUCAAGAGAUUAGACCAUUUGGAAAGAGCUUACAGACAAAUGGAGUUGCCUCUAUUGGAAAAGGAUGCUCAACAACAAAAGGACAGAGAUAUGGAAAAUUACGAGGCUUUCAAGAAGAAGUUAAUCGAAUCUGCUAAGGCUGACUUUGAAAAGAAGCUGGAGUUACACAACCGUUUGAACAAGAUCUAUGGAUCUUUCAAGGAAUACAGAACCGCUGUAUCAAAGGCCAAGAAGGAACAAAUCGAGCAAGAGAAGGAGUUGAAGAAAUCCCAAUUGGAAGAAGCAAAGAAACAAAGAAUCGAGCAAGUUCGUAAAGAGCGUUAUGAAGCUAAGGUUGCAGAAAUUAAAGCUGCUAUUGAAGCCGAAGAGCAAAGAAAAGAAGCCCUUGCUAAGGAAGCCGAACUGGAAAAAAGACGUGCUGAGCGUGACAGAAUUAACAGAGAAAGAGACGAAAUUGCUCGCAAGCAAAGAGAAAUCGAAGAGCUUCUCGAAAAGAAGAAUAGCGCAUCAAGAGCUAGCGCAUCUCCAAUCCCAGCUAGGGCAAGUCCAUCUCCUGCUGCUUCAACCUCUACUCCACCACCAUCCAACAAGCCAAUGUCUAUGGCCGAGAAGUUGAGAUUGAAGAGAAUGCAGAAGGAAGCUGGUAGAGGUUAG
Kluyveromyces marxianus DMKU3-1042 is the source of this 2781-nucleotide messenger RNA. It is a transcript of the gene RPG1, whose product is annotated as translation initiation factor eIF3 core subunit a. The transcript has a single exon. Gene Ontology annotation, cellular component: eukaryotic translation initiation factor 3 complex, eIF3m; multi-eIF complex; eukaryotic translation initiation factor 3 complex, eIF3e. Gene Ontology annotation, molecular function: mRNA binding; translation initiation factor activity. NCBI's taxonomy places the organism in Eukaryota, Fungi, Ascomycota, Saccharomycetes, Saccharomycetales, Saccharomycetaceae. The record is from RefSeq and is a predicted model, not a curated record. The coding region runs from base 1 to 2781 and encodes 926 amino acids. Gene Ontology annotation, biological process: formation of cytoplasmic translation initiation complex; translation reinitiation.